Molecule: messenger RNA, 1215 nt
Organism: Amoebophrya sp. A25
Lineage: Eukaryota; Dinophyceae; Syndiniales; Amoebophryaceae
Source: the annotation of a GenBank genome assembly
AUGCCGACUUACUGUCCACGUUUUGCGACCACUGUCGGCGGGUCAACAACAAAGCAAUGGCUCAUGUUCUCCUCUCAUGGUCCUUCACCGCAGUCGUCGCAGCCGCCAAUCCCAGUGAUGUGCUUUGGUAGAGCAACUCCGAGUAGCUCCUCGUCCUCUAGAUUUCCGGAGCAUGAUGUUGAUGGAGUUCGACGGUAUUCAGGGACUGUAAUAAAUACGCAACGUUCAGCUCAGGAAGCCGUCCACGCAGCCGUCUACGCGAUUCAUAGCAAAGUAGAGCCACUAUCUGUACAUGGGACUUCGGCGUCGCGGAUUUUCGAUUCGAAAUUCCGCACGGUCUUUUCGGGUGAAGGUUUGUUUCGUGCUCGUGCAAUGACAUCGUCGUUGGGGGAGGCUAGAGGACUCCCUCCUGUGCCAGCUUGGUCGUGGCGACGCUUGCCUGGCACUAGAGUGCAGGUAUACGCCGAUCGCGAGCAGCGACCACUUUGUCCAGGAGGUUCUCAGGCAACACUGCUGCCGGUAAUGAACUCCACGGGAAAAAUGGAGGCUUCCGUCUCCAUGCAACGCAGGUGUUUUGGGUUUUCUCCACAAGCAGCAGCGGCUCUGAAGAGCAUCAAAGAUGCGAUGCCAGCCAAGCGCAAGGUGAUUCAGCUUUCGAAGAAGGAGAAGCGUGAGCUCCAGGGCAACAUCGCAAAGUAUGCGAACAAUCGGGGUCGGCCAGAGUUCCACAACAUUGAUCUGGACCGCCAUGGUCGUAUUUUCGAGCCUACAGAUGUAUUCGAGAUCGUAAUUACAUCGUCCAAGAACAACUUGUGGAUUGCGGUGGUGAACAAGGCCCGGGAGAACCGCACUGUUUUCACCUCACAUGCUGGAAAUGUAGGGCUGCGAAAAAGCGCGCGCCGCGCGGCGGAUGCGGCGCACCGGGUUGCACAGAAUAUAGCGCGAAAAUGCAAGAGGCUAGGCGUGACAGUGUGCGAGGUUCGUUUUCGGUGGCUCCAGAAGAUGGAAAUCGUUCUGCAAGCGUUCCAAGCUCACAAUUUGCGUGUGACUCGGGUUACACAUUUGCCUCGACUGCCCAAAGGCGAUCCUCACAAGUGCCGUAAGCGGAGGCGUGUGUAAAAUUUGCACUGCUCGCACAUGCAAGAACACCUCUUCUAAUUCUCCGUGGUAGGUGAUUAAUUGGCAAUGCGCGGAGUACCAGAUGAAACAAGUAGG